Oenanthe melanoleuca is the source of this 2862-nucleotide messenger RNA. It is a transcript of the gene PLEKHS1, whose product is annotated as pleckstrin homology domain containing S1. Bases 206 to 1591 code for a protein of 461 amino acids. The transcript is spliced from 15 exons. The record is from RefSeq and is a predicted model, not a curated record. NCBI's taxonomy places the organism in Eukaryota, Metazoa, Chordata, Aves, Passeriformes, Muscicapidae.
AGGACACACCGUGUUUUGCUGCAGGAGGCAGUACAGGAAAUCUGGAUUUACUUGAAGGUGUAUUUCUCUAAACCCUUCUUCACCAUGAAGACAUUUUGCUUCAAUUGUGUGUGCAGUGAAAUGCUGCCCAGCAGCAGGCAAACUGAAAGGAUAUAGCUUCAACAUUUUUGCUCUUUUUGUUAUCUGAGUGGAAGAAAUAACCAGGAUGGCUUCUACAAGUAAAAGAAAUUCUGCAGUGAGAAUUCAAAAUACAUUUUGCCCUGAAGGUGGAGUCUGCAAGCAUGGAUUCCUCAUCAAAUCACCACCUCUUCAACUCUUCAGCUCCCAGAAUUCCUGGAAAAGGCGUCUUUUUGUCCUGUCCAAAUCCAGCAAAGGGAAUUACAUCCUGAAGUAUCUAAAAGGCCAACACGUGAAAGGCUCCAUAGCUGUGGAUCAAAUGAUAAGUAUUGAAGUUGGCAUAAGUAAUGCUGAAAUUAUGGAAACGGUGAGGAAGAUGUUCAAAUGCCUUCCUGAGCAGGUGAUGUCCAUCAGCACUGGAAACAGACGUUACUACUUCAUUGGGGACAGCAGGCAGGAAAUAGAGGACUGGGUCACUCUGAUAUCUUCAAUCUGCAGGGAGGACGAAAGAAGUGGAUGCUGCCCUCAGAACCAAGAUCUUCCAAAUCCAGAAGUCAGAAGCAGGCCUUCCUCUUUGCCACUGUCCUUUAAUUCUAUAGAUAUGACUAACUUUCCAGACAGGCAAAGCUACCAGAAGGAGAAUGGUUCCUCAGAAGACAAGAACAGGCCUUAUUCAGAUCCUGGCCCCCAUCAGGCUCGGUGUGACUCACCAAGAGAAGUUUUUCCAAGCCUGCAGGAUAAAACUCUGGGAAAGAGUGAGGAAAAUCUGCUGUUGUCAGAUCCAGAGGAAAGCAUCAAAAAGGAUGAAGAAGAUUAUUACCAAACUCCCAGCAAUGUUUUGGCACAGUGCACUACUGAAGUGUCAAAUCCUGACCCUACAGCUGAGUCUGAUGUUCCUGUGCAAGAGAUGCCAGUGCAGAGCAACCCAGUAAAGGAGAACAUUUACAUGUCAAUGAAAUCACUUAAGCUGCUGGAUGAGAGAUGCCAGCUCACGUGCAGACGUGAUGGGCUCCCAUCCCCUCCCAAAUGCCAGAACAACAGCCCAAGAGGCUUGGAAGCAGACAAAGACACAAAAUUCCCAGAAAGCAGCAUAAACCUGAAGCCAACCCUCCAGAGAAGACAAAACUCUUUACCCCUCUCAGUGGUUCACUUGUCUAUCCUGCUCAGUCAAGUUACAGAUGAGAUGCAGCUGCAGAAACUGGAUAUUUUCGUACCCCUGGCUGAUAUUAACAAUUACCUAAAACUUACUGAAGCAGCAGGACGAAUAUGCGUUUCCCAGUGGGCUGGUCCUUGCAGGCUGGGCUGUUUGUUUAACCACGGGGACCAUGUGGUGGCUGUUAAUGAUCUGCAGCCCCAGGGUGUGGAGGAAGCUUACUUCUUCAUCAGCAGGUCCACCAGAAAGGAGGUGAAACUUACUGUAUGCAGGAUUCCACAUUCAGACAUCUUCCAUGCUAAAGGCUGCUCAUGUUCCUGAAAAAAAAGACCUCAAUGAUUAAGGGUGUUCAAAGGCCUGUUUGUGCUGAAUUCUGCAUAAAUACAGAGGGAACUCCCAGUUCUGGAGCUACAGAGGCUGAAAAUGCAGAAAACACAUUCCUUGGGAGCUCUUCUCCAAAGCUGCUAUGGGAUGCUUUGCUCUGCACUGCUGCUUUGAGCACAGCAAAUCCAUUUCUGCCUAAGGAGCCCCAGAGGGAUGGGAUGGGAUGGCUACCACUGCACUACCACUGCACAGGGCUUCUUCCAGCCCUGUAACUCUGUCAGUCUGCUAGCACAGUCCCCAUGGCCUGAAUCCUGAAAUCACACAUCACCUACUUCAACAGCAUCUACUCAGGAUCUCAUCCUCAGCCUUUCCUGGCCAAAGUUUGCAUCAACUCUUCUUCUGAACUGUGGAAAAGGAAAGUCCAAACUUUGUUGUGUUGUUUCAAGACUCAUAUCUCUGUAAAAUUAGGAAUUUUUUUUUUCUAAUACUUAUCCUAGACAUUUUUUUUUCAGAAAAUUACAUGAUUUUUUCUCACCCUGUUUUUAGUGGGCAUAGAGAACAUUUGGAUUGCCACUGUCUGCAGAGAAAUCAUCAUUAUGGAAGGUGGUUUUCUACCAGUUCUCCCUUCUCUUUUUCUUAGACCAAUCAUCCUGCUUUCUUCCAUCAUUUUUUCAAACAGUUCCUGAAAAUGGCCACAUGACACUGAACUGUGAGACAAAUGCCAUGUGUUUCCAGUUAUGGAUGGACAAAGGAGAUGACAAAUUGAAAUUAAAAUAAUUUCAUUAAAAAGAAAUCCAAAGCCAUGAAGCAAUUUCCUAGAACUUCAUAGAGAAACAUUUCUCAAAAGAUGUGAAUUAGUGAAGAAGAUGCCCCAUGGUGGUGGGAGAAAAGCCACCUCCAUGGAACCUGCUGCUGAAGCAGAUGCUGAGCACUGCCUGCUGCCCCUCUUACCAUGGAAGAAUGUUACUUUUGGACAAAAUCAGGAUUUGGUUAGAUAUAGCACGUACAGAAUAAUUCCAGGUUAUUUUAGAGAACGGGGGGAUCACUUCUGUACUUCAGUAAACAGUUACAGAUGUGUUACUCCAUAAUAGAUGAUUAUGUCACUUUGUACAAUGCUAAAUGCAGAUAAUUAAUGUCACAUAUUGGCUGAUUCAUAACACUUACAGAGACACAAUAUGGAAAUGACAUUGGUACAGUAAAUUCUGGUAGGGUGUGUGAAGUUGUCCACCUACAUGUGAUUAAUAAAUGUGCUAACACUUUACAACACA